AUGCUCGUUGAACAGCCCCUGUCGGCCAAAACGCGAAGCCGCACAGCCCGUCCACCGCAAAUACACACGCACAAGAACCACGACACAUACAAUGGCGUCCUCCGUCUACCGCAGAUGAUCCACGUCCACGUCAGUAGCCGUCCUCAAGACCGCAGCCGCAACAGCACCACGGCGUCUCCCACGGAUAGCAGGCAGACAUACUCCUACUACACCAUCACCCUCCAUUACCCGCACAACCGCGCCUGCGAGAUCUACCGUUCCCGGGAUGAGGUGCACCUGCUGAGGCGAAAGCUAAGCUUUAUCAUGAGCCGGAAGCCGCGCCGAAACUCCAAGCCGGCAACGGAUGGA
Molecule: messenger RNA, 348 nt
Organism: Thermothielavioides terrestris NRRL 8126
Lineage: Eukaryota; Fungi; Ascomycota; Sordariomycetes; Sordariales; Chaetomiaceae
Exons: 1
Source: RefSeq, a predicted model, not a curated record